Messenger RNA from Anguilla anguilla (European eel), 14864 nucleotides. It is a transcript of the gene birc6, whose product is annotated as baculoviral IAP repeat containing 6. NCBI's taxonomy places the organism in Eukaryota, Metazoa, Chordata, Actinopteri, Anguilliformes, Anguillidae. The transcript is spliced from 68 exons. Gene Ontology annotation, molecular function: ubiquitin conjugating enzyme activity; cysteine-type endopeptidase inhibitor activity. Gene Ontology annotation, cellular component: nucleus. The record is from RefSeq and is a predicted model, not a curated record. Gene Ontology annotation, biological process: negative regulation of apoptotic process; apoptotic process; regulation of cytokinesis. Bases 255 to 14075 code for a protein of 4606 amino acids.
UUAGAAAAAAUGGUACUACGCUAGUUCCGUGUAUCUGACAUGUAUCUGCCGGAGAGCGGAGCCCUCAGCUUCCUCAACACUGAUGGUGAAUAGCAGCUGGUGCGGUAACGGGAGGAGGAGCAGUAGCCGCAGAAGGAGACCCAGCAGUGGUAGUACAGCGGUAGUUUGGGAUUCAGUUUUCUAUCUUUUUACACCGACUUGUAACAUCGGAUCUCCCUAAAAAAAGAGAGCGGGGAAGGGAACAUUAAAGAAAGAUGGCGGCCGCGGCCUCGCCGGGCUCCUGCUCGUCCACCUCCUCAGACUGGAUUGUACUGAGAGACGGUUGUCUACGUUGCGACGAGGAGGGCCUGCGCAGCCUCACCUAUCACCCGGCCCUCAACGCUAUCCUGGCCGUAACAAGCCGGGGCAGUAUCAAAGUCAUCGACGGCACUUCAGGGGCCAUACUCCAGGCCUCGGCUUUGCACGCCAAACCUGGAGGGCGCGUGCGGUGCCAGUACUUCCCGGCCGUGGACAAGGUCCUGUUCGUGGACGACUACGCCGUGGGCUGCAGGAAGGACCUGAACGGCAUCCUGCUGCUGGACACCGCCCUCCAGGCCCCCGUCUCCAAGUCUGAGGAUGUGGUCCAGCUGGAGCUGCCCGUCACGGAGGCCCAGCAGAUGCUGUCCGCCUGCCUGGAGAAGGUGGACGUGUCGGGCGCAGAGGGAUACGACCAGUUCAUCACGCAGCUGAAGGACGGGCUGAAUAAUACCUCACACGAGACGGCAGCCAAUCACAAAGUGGCCAAGGUGAGGGGGCCCGGCGGGAGGCACCCGUCCCAGAAGGAGAGCAUGGAGGUGAACCUGGGCGUGACGGCGCUCAGCGUGCUGCAGCAGCCCGAGAAGCUGCAGUGGGAGGUGGUGGCCAGCGUGCUGGAGGACACCGUCAAGGACCUGGAGGAGCUGGGCGCCAACCCCUCGCUGGCCCAGGCCAAGGCCGACAAGGCCAAGGACAAGCCUGCCGAGCACCACAACAUUCCCUUCCCCUGCCUGCUGGCGGGGGGGCUGCUGAGCUACCGCUCGGCCGCCGGCUCCCCCCUGGCCGCGCCCCCGCCCCCGCGCCGGCCCCUGGACGGCCUGGCCAGGACUCAGGGCCCAGAGGCCCCCGCCGACCCGGCGCCCAUGGAGAUCGAGGCGUGCGGGCCGCCCCCCCCGCCCGCGGUGCGCAGGACUAUGCCCGUGCUGCUGCUCUACAGCAUCAAGGAGUCGGACGAGAAGUCGGGCAAGGUGUUCGCCCAGAUGAACAACCUGAUGAGCAAGAGCCUGCACGAGGAGGGCUUCUCCGUGCCGCAGAUCAUCGAGAUGGAGUUCGACACGCACGAGCAGCUGCUGCUGCAGGACCCGCCCAUCACCUACAUCCAGCAGUUCGCCGACGCCGCCGCCAGCCUGGCCGCGCUGGACGGCGACAAGUGGAGCUCGCUGGUGCCCAAGGCGGGCGCCCUGGUGCAGUGCCUGCGGCUGCCCAAGCCGCUGGAGGAGGAGAACCUGUACGUGGACUCCAUCACGCCCUGCACGGACGGCGUCCACCUGCUGGUGGGCCUGCAGCCCUGCUCGGUGGAGUCGCUCAGCGCCAUCAACCAGGUGGAGGCGCUCAACAACCUCAACAAGCUGCACUCGGCGCUGUGCGGGCGGGGCCCGGGCGAGCUGCAGACGCUGCCCGGCCUGGCCAACGGGACGGGGCUGCGGGGCCAGGCCCACGAGGGGCACGCCGGCGCGCCCGCCCAGACGCCGCUCAUCCUGCCGCCCGAGGAGCAGCCGCGCGCGCCCGGCGGCGGCUACCUGGCGCUCUACAAGCUCAACUACUCCACCCGCAUCGUCACGCUGGAGGAGGAGCCCGUCAAGGUGCAGCACAUCCGGGACGCCCGCGACGCCGUCACCUCGCUGCUGCUGCUCCCGCCGGACGUGCUGGACGGGCGGGAGGACGACAGCGACGAGGCGCUGGAGGAGACCCCGCCCGGGCUGAAGAACGGCACCGGCUCCGCCUCCGCCGCCGCCGCCGCCGCCGCCAAGGAGAAGCGGGGGGACGCGGCGGGGCUGGGCCACCUGGUGGUCACCACUCAGGGAGGGUGCAUCAUGAUCCUGGACCUCUCCAGCCUGGACGUCCUGGCCAGGGUGGAGCCGCCCAAGAAGGACGGGACCGAGGAGCCCGACCCCUUCGUUUCGGUCACCUACUGCUCCGGGACGGACCGGCUCUGCGCUUGCACUAAAGGUGGAGAACUUCAUUUCCUUCAAAUUGGAGGUGUGUGUGACGAUAUCGAUGACGGCGACAUAUUUGUCGAUGGCCCCCUUUCUAAAGGGGCAGAACAGCUGUCAGAAGGGACUAAGCCAUCCUCGAACCCUUCAAGUCCAGGGAUCACAGGAGUUGACCUUCUGGUGGACCAAACGCUGGGCGUGGAGACGCUGACGUCGCUGGUGGAGCUGACGCGCUUCGAGACGCUGACGCCCCGCUUCUCGGCCACGGUGCCGCCCUGCUGGGUGGAGGUGCAGCAGGAGCAGCAGCAGCGCCGCCACCCCCAGCACCUGCACCAGCAGCACCACGGGGACGCCGCCCAGCACACCCGCACCUGGAAGCUGCAGAGUGACAGCUCCAGCUGGGACGAGCACGUGUUUGAACUAGUCUUGCCCAAGGCCUGCAUGGUGGGCCAUGUAGACUUCAAGUUUGUCAUGAACGCCAACAUCACCAACAUUCCUCAGAUCCAGGUCACCCUGCUGAAGAACAAGGCCCCGGGCCUGGGCAAGGUUAACGAGACCGCAGUGGACAGGCAGAUCUCCUUCCCCCUGUCGCACGUUCUCCACGCCAACGGGGAGAGGAACGGACAGCCACUGCUACACGACUUCACCGAAGACAUCCAGUUCAUGGACGUGGAGGAGACGCCGGGGUCAAGGCUCUGCUCCUUUUUGGAGGACCAUAAGGAAGAUAUCCUUUGUGGGCCUGUGUGGUUAGCCAGUGGGCUUGACCUCUCCGGGCAUGCUGGGAUGUUGAGUCUAACAAGCCCCAAACUAGUCAAAGGCAUGGCCGGAGGCAAGUACCGCUCCUUCCUGGUGCACAUCAAGGCGGUGAGCGAGAAGGGCAUGGAGGAGAGCCCCCGGCCCGUGGUGAGGAUGCCCACGGCCAAGCCCCAGAGCAGCAAGGCCCACUCCUUAUCCUCGCUGCUGCAGCGGGCACAGGCCACCAAGGAGAAGGCCUCCACCUCCAAAACAGAGCCUCCGCCCCCCUCCAAAAAACCGGACGACCUCCGCGGGUGCGCGCUCCUCCAGGAGGUGUCCGUCACCAUCCGGAGGUUCAAGAAGACCUCCGUACCCAAAGAGAGAGUCCAGCGCUGCGCCAUGCUCCAGUUCCCAGAGUUCCACGAGAAGCUGCUGAACAGCCUGUGCAAGCGGGCGGAGGAGCGGCCGUCCACCGAGCACUCCCAGAGCCUGGUGCUGGACAUCCUGUGCUGGCUGGCCGGGGUCUACUCCAACGGGCCCUGCAGCCUGCGGGAGGGCAAGGAGGGCCUGCUGACGAAGACGAGGAGGCGCCUGACGGACAUCGUCAGGGUGUGCUUCUUCGAGGCGGGCCGCAGCAUCGCCCACAAGUGCGCCCGCUUCCUGGCGCUGUGCAUCAGCAAUGGCAAAGGGGACCCCAGUCAGCAGGGGUUUGGAUCCGCCCUGCUCAAGGCCUUGCUGGACAACAUGCCUUACCUGCCUGCGGCAGCCACGGGCGGCUCGGUGUUCUGGUACUUCGUGCUGCUGAACUACGUGAAGGACGAGGACCUGGCGGGCUGCAGCACGUCCUGCGCCUCCCUGCUGACCGCCGUCUCCCGCCAACUGCAGGACCGGCUGACGCCGCUGGAGGCCCUGCUGCAGACCAGGUACGGUCUGUACAGCUCUCCCUUCGACCCGGUGCUGUUCGACCUGGAGGUCAGCGGCUCGUCCUGCAAGAACGCCUUCAACAGCAGCAUCGGCGUGCAGUCCGACGAGAUCGACCUGUCCGACAUUCUCUCAGGGAAUGGUAAGGUAAGCAGCUGUGCGGCGGCGGAGGGGAGCUUCACUGCGCUCACUGGCCUCCUGGAGGUGGAGCCGCUGCACUUUACUUGCGUCUCCACUAGUGACGGUACUAGGGUGGAGAGGGAUGAUGCAAGUAUGUUCACCGUGAGCACGUUCGGCGUGACCCCGGCGGUGGGCGGGCUCUCGGCGGGCACGGUGGGGGAGGCGUCCACGGCGCUCAGCUCGGCUGCGCAGGUGGCGCUGCAGUCGCUGUCCCACGCCAUGGUGUCUGCGGAGCAGCAGCUGCAGGUGCUGCAGGAGAAGCAGCAGCAGCUGCUCAAACUUCAGCAGCAGAAGGCCAAGCUGGAGGCCAAGCUGCAUCAGACCACCUCUGCGGCGGCGGCGGUGUCCGCGGUGGGGCCCAUCCACAACUCGGUGCCCUCCAACCCCUCCAGCGCCCCCGGCUUCUUCAUACACCCCUCCGACGUCAUCCCGCCCACGCCCAAGACCACGCCCCUCUUCAUGACCCCGCCCCUGACCCCGCCCAACGAGGCGGUGUCGGCCGCCAUCAGCGUGGAGCUGGCGCAGCUGUUCCCCGCCUCCAUCAUCGACCCGCCGCCCGUCAACCUGGCGGCGCACAACAAGAACACCAACAAGGCCAAGCCGAACCCAAUGGGCAGCGGCCUGGCUCUGGCCAUCUCCCAGGCGUCCCACUUCCUCCAGCCCCCGCCUCACCAGUCCAUCAUCAUCGAGCGCAUGCACUCCGGAGCCCGGCGGUUCGUGACGCUGGACUUUGGCCGGCCGGUGCUGCUGACGGACGUGCUGAUCCCCACCUGCGGCGACCUGGCCUCCCUGUCCAUCGACAUCUGGACCCUGGGGGAGGAGGUGGACGGGCGCCGCCUGGUGGUGGCCACUGACAUCAGCACGCACUCGCUGAUCCUGCACGACCUCCUGCCCCCGCCCGUCUGCAGGUUCAUGAAGAUCACUGUGAUUGGGCGGUACGGCAGCACGAACGCGCGGGCCAAGAUCCCGCUGGGCUUCUACUACGGCCACACCUACAUCCUGCCGUGGGAGAGCGAGCUCAAGCUGAUGCACGACCCCCUCAGGGGGGAGAGCGAUGGGGCGGGCCAGCCCGACGUGGACCAGCACCUGGCCAUGAUGGUGGCCCUGCAGGAGGACAUCCAGUGCAGGUACAACCUGGCGUGCCACCGGCUGGAGACCCUGCUGCAGAACAUCGACCUCCCGCCGCUCAACAGCGCCAACAACGCGCAGUACUUCCUGCGCAAGCCGGACAAGGCGGUGGAGGAGGACACGCGCGUGUUCUCCGCCUACCAGGACUGCAUCCAGCUGCAGCUGCAGCUCAACCUGGCGCACCACGCCGUGCAGCGGCUGCGCGUCUCCCUGGGCGCCAGCCGCAAGCAGCUGCCCGAGGCCUACGACCCCCGGGAGCUGAUCCAGAACUCGUCCACCGAGCAGCUGCGCACCAUCAUACGCUACCUGCUGGACACGCUGCUCAGCCUGCUGCACUCGUCCAACGGCCACUCGGUGCCCUCGGUGCUGCAGAGCACGUUCCACGCCCAGGCCUGCGAGGAGCUCUUCAAGCACCUGUGCAUCAGCGGCACGCCCAAGAUCCGCCUCCACGCCGGGCUGCUCCUGGUGCAGCUGUGCGGCGGGGAGCGCUGGUGGGGCCAGUUCCUGUCCAACGUCCUGCAGGAGCUGUACAACUCGGAGCAGCUGCUCGUCUUCCCCCAGGACAGGGUCUUCAUGCUCCUGUCCUGCAUCGGCCAAAGAUCGCUGAGCAACAGCGGCGUGCUGGAGGGCCUGCUCAACCUGCUGGACAGCCUGCUGUCGCCCCUCCAGCAGCCCGCCGCGGCGGCCCCCCAGUGGCGCACCGAAGGUGUGCUGGACAUCCCCAUGAUCAGCUGGGUGGUGAUGCUGGUGUCCCGGCUGCUGGACUACGUGGCCAGCGUCGAGGACGAGGCCGCCGCCGCCAAGAAGCACCUGGGCGGCAAGGAGCGUGACCGCGUCAUCACAGGGAAUCAGUGGAGCUUUAUAAACAACAGCCUUCAGUCCCAGAACCUGAACAGAUCGACCAAAGGCAACAGCAGCCUGGACCGCUUGUACUCGAGGAAGAUCCGCAAACAGCUGGUCCACCACAAGCAGCAGUUAAAUUUAUUGAAAGCAAAACAGAAAGCUCUGGUGGAGCAAAUCGAGAAGGAGAAGAUCCAGAGCAACAAAGGCUCCUCUUACAAGCUGCUGGUGGAGCAGGCCAAGCUGAAGCAAGCCACGUCUAAGCACUUUAAGGACCUGAUCCGGCUGCGGCGGACGGCGGAGUGGCCGCGCUCCACGCUGGACACGGAGGCCACGGCGGCCAAGGAGGCGCCGGAGGUGGAGCCGCUGCCCUUCACGCUGUCGCACGAGCGCUGCAUCUCCGUGGUGCAGAAGCUCGCCCUCUUCCUGCUCUCCAUGGACUUCACCUGCCACGCCGACCUGCUGCUCUUCGUCUGCAAGGUUUUGGCCAGGAUCGCCAAUGCCACCAGACCCACAAUCCACCUGUGCGAGGUGGUGAGCGAGCUGCAGCUGGAGAGGCUGCUGCUGCUGCUGGUGGGGACUGACUUCAACAGGGGGGACAUCUCCUGGGGUGGGGCCUGGGCCCAGUUCUCCCUCACCUGCAUGGUGCAGGACAUCCUGGCAGGUGAACUGCUGUCCCCGGUGUCGCUGGAGGGGAUGGAGGAGGGCGCCGUUGGCGAGGAGGCGGGGGCGUCGGCCGGGGAUUCGGACGACUCCCUCCCUCAGCCGACCCCCAUCCCCCUGGUGGAGACCAUGGACGAGGCGCUGGCCCCGGACAUGAUCUCAGGUGCUCCACCUCUAUCAUCUUUGGAAAAAGAUAAAGACAUAGACUUUGACUUGCUACAAGACCUCAUGGAUGUUGAUAUUGAUCCUUUAGAUAUUGAUUUGGAAAAAGAUCCCCUCGCUGCCAAAGUCUUUAAGCCUAUUAGCAGCACCUGGUAUGACUACUGGGGCGCUGACUACGGCACGUAUAGUUACAAUCCUUACGUAGGGGGCGUGGGCAUCCCCGCGUCCAAACCGCCAGUCGCCACCGAGAAGCCCGGGUCCCAGAGCCUCUCUGUGUCUGUGUCGCAAGCGCUGGACGCCCGUCUGGAGGUGGGCCUGGAGCAGCAGGCUGAGCUCAUGCUGAAGAUGAUGGCCACACUGGAGGCCGACUCCAUCCUCCAAGCACUGACCUCCACCUCCCCCACAGUGUCUCAGUCUGCCAACGGCACGGAUGACUCCCUGCUGCGGGGGCUCCACGGGUCCCCCCCGGGCAGUGGGCUGAUGGUACAGUCCUCCUCCAUCCCCAUGCUGAGUGCCUGCUUUAACAAGCUCUUUUCCAUGCUCCAGGUGCACCACGUGCAGCUGGAGUCCCUGCUGCAGCUCUGGCUCACGCUGAGUCUCAACUCGUGCUCUGGGGGCAGCGAGGAGAGCAGCUCCGACGUCUUCUUAUUCAACGCCAGCCGAGUACCCACAAUCCCCCUCAACCAAGCCUCCAUCAGCAGCUUCCUGACGGUGCUGGCCUGGUACCCCAACACCUCGCUGCGCACCUGGUGCCUGGUGCUGCACAGCCUGACGCUCAUGACCAACAUGCAGCACAGCCCCGGCUCCAGUAACGGGAUGGGGGCCCCAGAGAGCACGGCCCAGCAGAUGGUCUCGGACCCCACGCUCGUGCACGUCCUCGUGCGCUUCCUGUCCGGAGGCAACCCCCACGGCACCAGCCAGCACAGCUCUCAGGUUGGGCCCACAGCAACACAAGCUAUGCAAGAGUUUCUCACCAGACUUCAAGUGCACCUUUCCUCAACCUGCCCCCAGAUGUUCAGUGAAUUCCUGCUCAAGCUCAUGCACAUAUUAUCAACCGAAAGGGGGCCGUUCCAGUCGGGCCAGGGCCCGCUGGACGCGCAGGUGAAGCUGCUGGAGUUCACGCUGGAGCAGAACUUCGAGGCGGUGUCGGUGAGCACCAUCGCGGCGGUCAUCGAGUCCAUCACCUUCCUGGUGCACCACUACAUCACGUGCGCGGACAAGGUGGUGUCGCGGAGCGGCUCCGACAGCUCGGUGGGCGCCCGCGCCUGCUUCGGCGGCCUGUUCGCCAACAUCAUCCGGCCCGGCGACGCCAAGGCGGCGUUCGGCGAGAUGACGCGCGACCAGCUGAUGUUCGACCUGCUGAAGCUGGUCAACGCGCUGGUGCAGCUGCCGCUGUCGGCCGACCGCGAGCACAGCGGCCGCCUGCCCGCCGCCGGCAGCGCCGCCUCCGACAGCGUCUCCGACGAGGAGAAGGUCUGCGGCAGCAAGGAGGGCCCCGCCGGGGCCGCCGCCGCCCACCAGGGCCCCGCCGCCGGCGUGGCCGACCUGGUGCUGGCCAACCAGCAGAUCAUGAGCCAGAUCCUGUCCGCCCUGGGCCAGUGCAACAGCAGCGCCAUGGCCAUGAUCAUAGGUGCCAGCGGCCUCCACCUGACCAAGCACGAGAACUUCCACGGCGGGCUGGACGCCAUCUCCGUGGGCGACGGGCUCUUCACCAUCCUCACCACGCUGAGCAAGAGGGCCACGUCGGUGCAGGUCAUGCUGCAGCCCAUCCUCACCUACAUGGCCUGCGGGUACAUGGGCCGGCAGGGCUCUCUGUCCACCUGCCAGCUGUCUGAGCCUCUGCUCUGGUUCAUCCUGAGGGUGCUGGACACCAGCGAGGCUCUCAAGGCCUUCCAUGACAUGGGCGGGGUGCAGCUGAUCUGUAAUAACAUGGUGACGAGCACGCGGGCCAUCGUCAACACGGCGCGCAGCAUGGUCUCCACCAUCAUGAAGUUCCUGGACUCGGGUCCGGGGAAGGCUGCGGACGGCAGCCUGAAGGCCCGCGUGCUGGCCUCCGAGCCCGACAACGCCGAGGGGCUGCACAACUUCGCCCCGCUCGGCACCAUAACCUCCAGCAGCCCCACGGCUCAGCCGGCGGAGGUGCUGCUGCAGGCCACGCCCCCGCACCGCCGCGCCCGCUCGGCCGCCUGGUCCUACAUCUUCCUGCCGGAGGAGGCGUGGUGCGACCUGACCAUCCACCUGCCCGCCGCCGUCCUCCUGAAGGAGCUGCACAUCCAGCCCCACCUGGCCUCGCUCGCCACCUGCCCCUCCUCGGUUUCCGUGGAGAUCAGCGCAGACGGGGUGAACAUGCUGCCCCUCUCCACGCCGGUCCUCACCAGCGGCCUCACCUACAUCAAGAUCCAGCUGGUGAAGGCGGAGGUGGCGUCGGCCGUGUGCCUGCGGCUCCACCGGCCCCGCGACGCCAGCACCCUGGGCCUGUCCCAGAUCAAGCUCCUCGGCCUCACCGCCUUCGGGAACACCUCCUCCGCCACCGUCAACAACCCCUUCCUGCCCUCCGAGGACCAGGUCUCCAAAACCAGCAUCGGCUGGCUGCGGCUGCUGCACCACUGCCUGACGCACGUGAGCGACCUGGAGGCCAUGAUGGCGAGCGCGGCGGCGCCCACCGCCAACCUGCUGCAGACCUGCGCCGCCCUGCUCAUGUCGCCCUACUGCGGCAUGCACUCGCCCAACAUCGAGGCCGUGCUGGUCAAGAUCGGCCUGCAGUCCACCCGCAUCGGCCUCAAGCUCAUCGACAUCCUGCUGCGGAACUGCGCCGCCUCCGGCACCGACCCCGCCAAUUUAAACAGCCCUCUACUCUUUGGAAGGCUAAACGGCCUGUCCUCCGACUCCACCAUCGAUAUCCUCUACCAGCUUGGGACGACGCAAGACCCUGGGACCAAAGACAGGAUCCAGGCCCUGCUGCAGUGGGUCCAGGACUCCUCGCGCGUGGCGGCCCUGAAGAGGAGCGGUCACAUGGGCUACGUCAGCUCCAGCGGCUCCCCGAGGGAGUACGGCCUGCUCAUGCCCUCGCCCUCCCACCUGCACUGCGUGGCGGCCAUCUUGUGGCACAGCUACGAGCUGCCCGUGGACUACGACCUGCCCGUGCUGCUCAACAGGGAGCUCUUCGAGCUGCUGUACAGCUGGUCCAUGUCCCUGCCCUGUAACAUGGUGCUGAAGAAGGCGGUGGACAGCCUGCUGUGCUCCAUGUGCCACAUCCACCCCAGCUACUUCUCCCUGCUGAUGGGCUGGAUGGGCAUCAUAGCCCCGCCCCCGGCGCGCUCCCAGGCCCAGCACCGCCUCUCCAUGACCGACGACGGCAAGAAGCAGCAGGACCUGAGCGCGGCGGCGCAGACGGACGACUCCAAGCACGCGCAGGCGCCCAUCGCGCUGUCCGAGUCGCAGCUGGCCACGCUGGCGGCCGCCUCCCAGUCGCCGGAGGCCAUCAAGCAGCUGCUGGACUCGGGCCUGCCGUCGCUGCUGGUGCGCAGCCUGGCCAGCUUCUGCUGCGGCCUGCUGUCCAGCUCCGACCUGCCGCUGCCCGCGCCCGCCGAGCCGCCCGGCGGCUCCGACCGCGCCCGGCGCCACCACGCCGCGCCGGCGGCCAGCCGCAUGCCCCUGACGGCCGAGCUGGUGGCGCCCGUGCUGCGCUUCCUCACCGACGUGGGCAACAGCCACGCCAUGAAGGACUGGCUGGGCGGGCCCGAGGUGAACCCGCUGUGGACCGCCCUCCUCUUCCUCCUCUGCCACUCCAGCGCCAGCGCCGGCGGCGGCCACGCCCACGCCGCCUCCGCCCCGCCCCCGCAGCCCUCGGGCUCCCGCUAUUCGCUGGCCUCCUCGGCCCGCGGGGGCGGGCUCACCACGCAGCAGAGGACGGCCAUCGAGAACGCCACCGUGGCCUUCUUCCUGCAGUGCAUCUCCUGUCACCCCAACAACCAGCGGCUCAUGGCCCAGGUGCUGUGCGAGCUCUUCCAGUCGGCCCCGCAGCGGGGGAACGUGCCCAUCUCCGGCAACAUCUCCGGCUUCAUCCGCCGCCUCUUCCUGCAGCUCAUGCUGGAGGACGAGAAGGUCACCGUCUUCUUGCAGUCCCCCUGCCCGUUGUACAAGGGACGCAUCAACGCCACCAGUCAUGUGAUCCAGCACCCCAUGUACGGAGCGGGGCACAAGUUCCGCACCCUGCACCUCCCCAUCUCCACCACCCUCGCCGAAGUCCUGGACCGGGUGUCAGACACCCCGAGCAUCACAGCCAAGCUGAUCAACGAGCAGAAGGAGGACAAGGAGAAGAAGAACCACGAGGAGAAGGAGAAGAUGAAGGCCGACAGCGGCUUUCAGGACAACUACAGCGUGGUGGUGGCCUCAGGCCUGAAGUCCCAGUCGAAGAGGGCGGUCUCCACCCCGCCCCGCCCCCCUUCUAGGCGGGGCCGGGUGAUGAGCGACAAGCUCACGGCCUCGUCGGGGGUGGACUCCUCCUCCAAAACCAUCAGCGUGCCCGUCUUCCACCUCUACCACAAGCUCCUGCCAGGUCAGCCCCUCCCCGCGGAGAUGACCCUGGCCCAGCUCCUUACCCUCCUGUACGACCGCAAGCUGCCCCAGGGCUACCGCUCCAUCGACCUGACGGUCAAACUGGGCUCCAAGGUCAUCUCCGACCCCGGCCUCUCCAAAACAGACUCCUUCAAGCGCCUGCGCACGGAGAAAGAGCACGCGGACAUGCUGAACGCCUGCCCGGAGGACGAGCCCAUGGCGGCGGGCGAGGACGGCCUGGAGGCCGCCAUCGACGAGUCGCUGCUGGAGACCGGCCCCAUCCAGUCGCCCCUGCAGGUGUUCGCUGGGAUGGGGGGCCUGGCGCUGAUCGCCGAGAGGCUGCCCAUGCUGUACCCCGACAUCAUCCAGCAGGUCAGCGCCCCCGUGGUGCCCUCCAGUACCCAGGAGAAGCCCAAGGACAGCGACCAGUUCGAGUGGGUGACCAUCGAGCAGUCGGGCGAGCUGGUGUACGAGGCGCCGGAGACCAUCGCCGCCGAGCCGCCGCCCAUCAAGUCGGCGGUGCAGACCAUGUCGCCCAUCCCCGCCCACUCGCUGGCCGCCUUCGGCCUCUUCCUCAGGCUGCCCGGCUACGCCGAGGUGCUGCUCAAGGAGCGGAAGCACGCCCAGUGCCUGCUGCGCCUGGUGCUCGGCGUCACCGACGACGGCGAGGGCAGCCACAUCCUGCAGUCGCCGUCGGCGAACGUGUUGCCCACGCUGCCCUUCCACGUGCUGCGGACGCUGUUCAGCACCACGCCCCUCACCACGGACGAUGGCGUGCUGCUGCGCCGCAUGGCGCUCGAGAUCGGCGCCAUCCACCUGAUCCUGGCCUGCCUGUCCGCCCUCAGCCACCACGCGCCCCGCAUCCCCAACGCCAGCGCCAACCAGGCUGAGCCUCAGAUGUCCAGCGGGCACGCGGGCGGCACCAGCGAGGAGCAGCAGCUGUACUGGGCCAAGGGCACCGGGUUCGGCACGGGCUCCACCGCCUCGGGCUGGGACGUGGAGCAGGCCCUCACCAAGCAGCGCCUGGAGGAGGAGCACGUCACCUGCCUGCUGCAGGUCCUGGCCAGCUACAUCAACCCGGCGGGCUGCACGGGCCCCGGGGGGGAGGCCCCCGCGGGGGAGAGCCGGGGCCACAACAGCAACGCCCUGCCCUCGGUGCUGCAGGAGCUGCUGAGCCAGUCCUGCCUGAUCCCCGCCAUGUCGUCCUACCUGCGCAACGACUCCGUGCUGGACAUGGCGCGGCACGUGCCCCUGUACCGGGCCCUUCUGGAGCUCCUGCGGGCCAUCUCCACCAGCACCGCCCUGGUGCCCCUGCUGCUGCCCCUCUCGGGCGACCCCGGCGACGAGGAGGAGGAAGAGGAGCGCUCCGAGUGCCAGACCUCCGUGGGCAUGCUGCUGGCCAAGAUGAAGACCUGCGUGGACACCUACACCAACCGCCUCAGGUCGAAGAAGGACAAGAGCAAAGGGGUGGCGAAGGCGGAGUCCUCGGACCCGGAGCCCGAGGGCCUGACCCUGCUGGUGCCGGACAUCCAGAAGACCGCCGAGAUCGUCUACGCCGCCACCACCAGCCUGAGGCAGGCCAACCAAGAGAGGAAGCUGGCUGAGUCUUCCAAGAAAGCCUCCACCCGACCCAAGCCCCUCUCCAUCCUGCGUUCCCUGGAGGAGAAGUACGUGGCCGCCAUGAAGAAGCUGCAGUUCGACACCUUCGAGAUGGUCUCGGAGGACGAGGACGGCAAGCUGGUGUUCAAGGUCAACUACCACUACAUGUCUCAGGUGAAGAACGCCAGCGAUGCCAACAGCGCCGCCCGCGCCCGCCGCCUGGCGCAGGAGGCCGUCACCCUCUCCACCUCGCUGCCCCUGUCGUCCUCGUCCAGCGUCUUCGUGCGCUGCGACGAGGAGCGGCUGGACAUCAUGAAGGUCCUCAUCACCGGUCCUGCUGACACGCCCUACGCCAACGGCUGCUUCGAAUUCGACGUGUACUUUCCCCAGGACUACCCCAACUCGCCCCCGCUGGUGAACCUGGAGACCACUGGGGGGCACAGCGUGCGCUUUAACCCAAAUCUUUACAACGACGGCAAAGUGUGUUUAAGUAUACUCAACACCUGGCAUGGGAGACCGGAGGAGAAGUGGAACCCUCAAACCUCUAGCUUUUUACAGGUGCUGGUGUCGGUGCAGUCCCUCAUCCUGGUGGCGGAGCCCUACUUUAACGAGCCCGGGUACGAGCGCUCCCGCGGCACGCCCAGCGGCACGCAGAGCUCCCGCGAGUACGACGGCAACAUCCGCCAGGCCACCGUCAAGUGGGCCAUGCUGGAGCAGAUGCGCAACCCGUCGCCCUGCUUCAAAGAGGUGAUCCACAAGCACCUGUACCUGAAGAGAGCGGAGAUCAUCGCUCAGUGCGAGGAGUGGAUCGCCGACAUCCAGCAGUACAGCAGCGACAAGCGUGUGGGCCGCACCAUGUCCCACCACGCCGCCGCGCUCAAGAGGCACACAGCCCAGCUGAGAGAGGAGCUUCUGAAGCUGCCCUGUCCCGAGGGCCUGGAGCCCGACGGAGAAGAGUUCUCAGAGAAGAGCGUGGCCCUCCUGGCCAAGGAGCCGCCCAAUCAGGACGCAGAGAAGCCGAGUGGCAGCCAGGACGCCCACUGCAGCGACGGCCAGCUAUGAGCUCCUCCCACAACCUCCCCCUGACCCGCCCACCCGACCCCACGGGCCACUCCUCCUCGCCACUCUUACUAUUGAUAUUAAAUAGACUUGAUGGCUUCGAAGCACAAGCCAACAUUUUGUCAAUAUUUGUAUGUAAGAAUCUAAUUAAGUAAUAUCUAAAAAUGAGAAGGAAAAAAAGAAACAAAACAAAAACACAAACCUGACGAAAGGAAGAGAAAAAAGACAAAAGUCCCACAAAACUAUGCUAUGCCCAUAAUAAGACAGUCCAAACAAACAAAAUUAUCUUUUAUUUACCUGUAAAAGAGUGUAAACUUUUUUGUGCUUUUAUUUUUCAAUUGUGAAAUAACCACUGAUUGGUAUGUUAUUAAACUUGUUUAUGUAUACAUAAUGGCAGAGGAAAUCACGAAUAUAUAAGGGAACUACCUUUAGAAAAGAAUGUUUACUGAAUGUUAAUUUACAUUUUUUUUGACUGUUAGUGCAAGGACAGUUGUAACCAAGAAUAUAUUGGUCAUUCUUUAAGGAUACUAUUUAAAAGAAAAAGUUUAAAACACAUACACUUCUUCAAUUUAAGGAAUCUUCUGGUUGCCCAUUUACAUUGCUUAUUUGAUUUCUACAGACUCCUGUAUACUUCAAUAAAGGCUUGAAUGGACAUUCUUUAUCGCUAUGGUUACUCGUUACCUUUUUACUGGGCGGAUGACAUGUUCAGUAAAAUGCGUACACUGAUAUUUUUUUUUCUUUGCCUCACUAAUUCUAAAUGCAAGUUUAAUAAAUGCAACCUGUUUUACUUUG